AUCUAUUUGUUAUCUCCUUGCACUAACAAAAAUCACCAACCAUGGGAGAGGUAGAUCCAGCUUUCAUCCAAGAUCCUGAACACAGGCCCAGAAUCUCCUUCACCGAAGCUGAAGGCAUCCCAUUCAUCGAUCUUUCUCCUAUAGCUCAGACUCUACACCCCUCCUCCGACAAAGUUUCUGCAGUUAUUAGAGAGAUAGGGAAUGCAUGCGAGGAGUGGGGUUUCUUCCAGGUGAUCAACCACGGCGUGCCUUUGGAGAAGCGGCAGAGGAUCGAGGAUCUGUCGAGGAAGUUCUUUGCGCAGAGUUUGGAGGAGAAGAGGAAGGUGAGAAGGAACGAGAAGGAGGUGUAUGGUUACUAUGACGGUGAGCACACCAAGAAUGUUAGGGACUGGAAGGAGGUGUUUGAUUUUACUGUUGAGGAACCGACCAUAAUCCCGGUAUCUCAUGAGCCUGAUGACAAGGAAGUGACUGAGUGGACUAAUCAGUGGCCUGACUACCCGCCUGAGUUGAGGGAGGCAUGCCAGGAAUAUGCUCAAGAGAUGGUAAAACUAGGUUACAAGUUAUUGGAACUUGUGGCCCUGAGCCUAGGCUUGCCAGGAGAUAAGUUCCAUGGCUUUUACAAAGACCAAACUAGCUUUAUCCGGUUUAAUCAUUAUCCGCCUUGCCCUUCCCCUCACUUAGCGCUUGGUGUUGGCCGACACAAGGACAUUGGUGCCUUAACCAUCCUUGCUCAAGAUGAUGUUGGAGGAUUGGAAGUCAAGCGCAAAACGGAUGGAGAGUGGAUUCGGGUCAACUCCAGUACCGCGGAUGCUUAUAUCAUCAAUGUUGGUGACAUCAUUCAGGUUUGGAGCAAUGACAAGUAUGAGAGCGUGGAGCACAGGGCGAUGGUGAACUCAAAGAGGGAAAGGUUCUCCAUUCCAUUUUUCUUCAACCCGGCACACUACACCAUGGUUAAGCCCUUGGAGGAGCUGACAAAUGAGCAAAAGCCUGCUAAAUAUAGGGCAUACAGCUGGGGAAAGUUCAUAACUAACAGAAAGCGCAGUAAUUUCCAGAAGCUCAAUGUUGAAAACAUCCAAAUCUAUCAUUUCAGGAUAUCAGAGUAA
Messenger RNA from Alnus glutinosa, 1103 nucleotides. RefSeq names its product protein DMR6-LIKE OXYGENASE 1-like. Bases 42 to 1103 code for a protein of 353 amino acids. Gene Ontology annotation, molecular function: dioxygenase activity. The record is from RefSeq and is a predicted model, not a curated record. Lineage: Eukaryota; Viridiplantae; Streptophyta; Magnoliopsida; Fagales; Betulaceae. The transcript has 3 exons.